CAAUAGAAAUUGGCGUCGGUAACUAGUUUCAAACAUGUUUUAGGAGUGACGAUGUCUUUGCUCUUUGGUUUAGUCCUUUACCGGAAGAGUCAGUAUCUGACUGUUUACAGCAGCUUCGCUUACGUAGAGAUUUAGCAUUGUAGGUUUACAAACAGCUAGCUUGAAUUUACUUGUGAUUUUGUAACAGCUUGAUAUUUUGUUAAAUAGUUUUGUUAGAUUGGUGGUACAGUGCAGUUAACAUGACAAUUUGGAGGCGAAAGAGCUAUCGACAAGCUGGCUAAUGUAGCUACGCGGAUAGCCAGCAAGGCAACUCAACUCAUACCAGCUAACCACAUAUAGCGGUUGUUACAGUGCAGUGACCUGGGAGAAGCGCGGUCAUGGGUGCGGAGAGCAGCGCGAUGCGUGGCUGUUAUGUGUUGAAGGAGCCGCUCCUGACCCUGCCCUCCGGACUCACCAUGUACUCUGCGGUUCUCCAAGAUGGGAAACCUGCCUCUGUGUUUGUUCACAAGCGGGACAAUGAAGACAAAGUCAACAAAGCGGCUAAGCAUCUAAAGACACUAAGGCACCCGUGUCUACUGCGCUUCCUGUCCUGCUCAGUGCAAGAUGGAGGUAUUCAUCUGGUGACAGAACAUGUGCAACCUUUGGAGCUGUUGCUAAACAGUCUCUCCCCACAAGAAAUCUGUGCUGGCAUCUAUGACCUCCUGCAAGCACUUGUCUUUCUGCAUGAUAGGGGCAAAUCGAGCCAUAACAACGUGUGUAUUUCGUCUGUGUUUGUCAGUGAAGAUGGCCAUUGGAAACUGGGAGGCAUGGAGACUGUCUGCAAGUUCUCUGAAGCAACUCCUGAGUUUCUCAAAAGCAUCCACAAUGCUCAAGAGGCCAGCUGUAUUCCUCCAGAAGAGGAGGUUGAAGGCUUUAAAAUCCUUCCGGACAAAAAUGCUCAUGCUCGGGACUGUUACUCUUUUGGAUUGAUGGUGAAGGCCCUUAUUCCUUUCCUGAAUGGUUAUGUGUCGCAGGACUUGUUUGACAGCUUGACGAAAACCUUGCAGACAGACCUGCUAAAUUCGGAUCCCUUGGCUCGGCCUCCUCUUAGCUCCUUGCUGACUAAUGACUUUUUCAGGAAUGACUUUCUGGAGGUGAUGAAUUUUCUGAAGACCCUCACGCUGAAGACAGAGGAGGAAAAAAAUGAAUUCUUUAAGUUCCUUUUAGACCGGGUCCAGAGCCUUCCUGAAGAGCUGGUAGCGGCACGACUUGUCCCCAAACUCCUCAACUCUCUUGUUUUUGCAGAACCCAUGGCUGUUAAGAGCUUCCUGCCUCAUCUUCUAAGACCAAAGAAGGAUCCCAGGAGUGAUGGUAGCAGUGAAGAUUGCCUUCUGUCUGUGUCCCUUUACCGUAAACAUGUGAUUCCUCAGCUGCUUGAACUCUACAAAGUCAACGAGGAGCAUGUCCGUAUUGUGCUGCUGGCUCACAUCCACAUCUAUGCUGAAUUCUUCUCCCAUGAUGAACUUAAAAACCAGAUCCUACCUCAGCUUUUGUUAGGGAUGCGAGACACCAGUGAUUCUUUAGUUGUCAUGACACUGCAGAGUCUGGCAGUGUUGGUGCCUUUGCUGGGGGCUCAAGUAGUUGUUGGUGGAGAGAGAACCAAGGUCUUUAAAUGCACCACACCCAGCUUUACCAAGUCUACAGAGGUCACCCCUGAAACUUCACCUGUUCAUGUGAUUGGAGGCUCCCACCCCCAGAUAGCGCAGCCUUCCAAAGCUGAGCCAUUGAAUUUGUUUCCCAGAUCAUCAGAAACCGAAGGCUUGGUUCUCAGUCACAUGGGUAACUUGGCAGGUACUCAGGAGACACUAAAAGUUGUUACACCAAUAUCAGGUGUCAGUAGACUGAUGUCUCUACCCUUGAAUGGGUUUCAUCAGAACAGUAAGAUGGAGCAACUAUCAUACAGCUCCAAACAGUCUGACAGACUCGAAGGUGCUGUGGAAGACUGGCCUGACUGGAGUGACCAAGAGGAGAGUGGAAGUCGAGACGGGCAGUCUGUCCAGAUUCACAUUCAGGCCACAAAGAGAGUCAGUCCACUUAGCAGCACACUCAAACUGGAAAACACAGAAGAUGAGCCGUGGGAUGACUUUGAGGACACUGAACCUACCUCAGAUCUGUCCCCUACAGCUCCCUUUUCAGAAUCAGUUGCUUUUAUGCCACCCAUUAAGAGCAAUACUACUACAACUGCAAAGCGUGCAGCAUUGGGACUGAAUUCCUCUAAACCCCUUAAAUUGACUGCAACACGGUGCCAAUCCACACAGAGCAAGAGCACUUCCUCAUUGGACAGUUCCUGGGUUCAAGAGCAGAUGGACUCUCAGAAAUCACACAGUCCACCAAACCGAGAACCCAAAGCCACAGUGCCACAAAAGACUGAUCCAACAGGAGGUCUGGGGGAGGAGUUCACCAUCAGGGUGAAGAAAAAGGCUGAGCAAGACCCAGAGUUGGAUUUGUUUGCAGACAUGGUUCCGGACAUUAAGCUGUCUUCUCCAGCUCUGCUGCCACUUGAAGAAAAAAGUGUGUUUGACACAAGACCAUCUACUGCCUCUUUAGGAAAUGCUCCAUCUCUGCAUGUCGACUCAUCUAUCGACACUUUGACACUCACUGCCAAGUUUGCAGUAGCCAACCUGUCCGAGACUGAAACAGAUGGCUGGGGAGAUGGAGAUGACCUGAACUGGGAGGACGAGAGUGCCUGGUGAUAAAAACACAAACUCCAUCUGGAGCAAAACAUUUAAACACUGGAGAGCUUAAAUCCAUGCACCACAUCUGGAGCAGUAAACUGGAAGUAGCUUCUCAUUAAACACAACAACAAUUAGGAUAAUUAGAGGUAGAGAAUGAAUCUUGUUCUUCAUUCUGAUAUUUAUCAUCAGUAUGUUUAUUAUGGAAACAUGCUUCGUACAGGAAUGAUUGGUCACCUGUCAGGUGCUGCUAGACAUGGACA
Molecule: messenger RNA, 2974 nt
Organism: Melanotaenia boesemani (Boeseman's rainbowfish)
Lineage: Eukaryota; Metazoa; Chordata; Actinopteri; Atheriniformes; Melanotaeniidae
Gene: scyl3
Product: SCY1-like, kinase-like 3
Exons: 14
Coding region: 378-2732 (784 amino acids)
Biological process (GO): protein phosphorylation
Molecular function (GO): protein kinase activity; ATP binding
Source: RefSeq, a predicted model, not a curated record